This is a messenger RNA of Scedosporium apiospermum, 1530 nucleotides long. RefSeq names its product Cytochrome P450 monooxygenase. Bases 1 to 1530 code for a protein of 509 amino acids. The transcript has 3 exons. Gene Ontology annotation, molecular function: monooxygenase activity; heme binding; oxidoreductase activity, acting on paired donors, with incorporation or reduction of molecular oxygen. Lineage: Eukaryota; Fungi; Ascomycota; Sordariomycetes; Microascales; Microascaceae. The record is from RefSeq and is a predicted model, not a curated record.
AUGCACCUGAUACAAUAUGCACUAUCGUCUGUCGGAGUCGCAGCUUGCCCUCUACUUCUCGUCGCCGUGGUCGAGCUUCUUGCUCCAGGAUACGUGCCUAGUGUUCUCCGCGACGCCGUCUCUAGUGUGAUCAAUGCCUACCUAAAUCACAGAUUUCCUAUUAAACAUCGAGACGGAAUACGGGAUUUGCCGUCGUGUCCAUACCACUGGCCUAACGGUCAAGGCGAUGAAGCCAAGUUUCUCAGUGGCGUCGAGAACUCACCCGCAUGGAAGGAAAGAUAUGGCAGUAUUUACCGCAUCUGGUCGGGUAUGAAACCGGAGAUCGUGUUGACACAGCCACAUCAGCUCUCUGGCGUAUUUUCCGAUUCCGAUAAGCAUAUCAAGGCUGCGGCGAACGAUUCGGGAGCAUACAUGAACCGCCUACUGGGAAAGUGCGUCGGCUUAAUCAGUGGAGAGGAAUGGCGAAAUGUCAGAUCAGUCGUGGGCAUGCCUUUCGGCUACCAAGUCACUUCGACCCGGAUCCCGAACGUCGAGCGCCAGAUUCUCGAUCACCUCGACCGUCUUCAUACCAACGGCAGCCUCGGGAACGAGAUUCUGCAUCCGGUCAAGGACAUGAAGAUGCUGCCGUUCUGGGUGGUUGCCGAGAUAUUUUACCCCCGUUUGCCGCCACUAUUGGCUCAGGAACUCCUCGGGCUUGCCCCCUUACGAGAGAAAAUAUUCCGCCACGUCGUGCAGGGCGGACUGACACGCUUUUCCUGGGCUCAGUGGCUACCCACCACGGCCAAUGCCGAGCUUCGAGAAUUUCAGGGUCGAUGGAAGGCAUUCAACGAUGCGGCUCACGCACACGCACUGGCCCACGAUCCUUCGCUUCCCAUUGCUCAGAUGUAUAAGGCGACCAAGUCUGGCCAGAUGACCCAAAAUCAACUCCUGCAGACUCUAGAUGAGGCCUUGUACGCGAAUUUGGACAUCACCACGGGUGCGCUGUCCUGGAACCUGGUCUUCUUAGCGGCACACCCGGACGUGCAGAAGCGUUUGCGUUCAGAAGCCCAGCUCGCCUCCGAGGAAGGCCGAAUGGAUGCUUAUCUGCGAAGCGACUCUACGUACCUAGCUGCGUGCGUGAUGGAAUCGAGCCGCCUAAAGCCCCUCGCCGCGUUCAGCGUACCACAAGCGGCACCCACGGCGCGAGAAGUGGACGGAUACAUCAUCCCCGCCGGCACCAAUUUCAUGGUUGAUUCUUACGCGCUGAACAUUGACAGCGACACGUGGGCCCCGGACAACACCACGUAUCGGCCUGAUCGGUUCCUGGCAAAGAGGGGUUCGGAGUUGCGGUAUCGCUUCUGGAGGUUCGGGUUCGGUCUUCGUCAGUGUAUGGGGAGGUACGUGGCAGACUUGAUGAUCCGGCAGACGCUCGUGCAUCUCGUGCUGAACUACGAGUUGAGCUGGUUGGAUAAGGAGGAUUGGAGCCGGAACCGCGAUAGUUGGAUUACACAUCCUGAUUUCUUGUUGCGCUGUGUAAAGAGGGCGCAGUGA